Messenger RNA from Gadus chalcogrammus (walleye pollock), 3384 nucleotides. RefSeq names its product ST6 (alpha-N-acetyl-neuraminyl-2,3-beta-galactosyl-1,3)-N-acetylgalactosaminide alpha-2,6-sialyltransferase 5b (gene st6galnac5b). The coding region runs from base 227 to 1315 and encodes 362 amino acids. Gene Ontology annotation, biological process: ganglioside biosynthetic process; oligosaccharide metabolic process. The record is from RefSeq and is a predicted model, not a curated record. The transcript has 5 exons. Gene Ontology annotation, molecular function: alpha-N-acetylgalactosaminide alpha-2,6-sialyltransferase activity. NCBI's taxonomy places the organism in Eukaryota, Metazoa, Chordata, Actinopteri, Gadiformes, Gadidae.
UAAAUUAUCAUUGGCCUCCGUAUUUCACGACAAUUAUCUCUUCUUCUAGACUCACCACCCUGUCCAGCCCCUCAUUCUUUGCUUUCUUUGUUUGUCUAUUUAUCGUUGAUUUGAUUAAAGAAGUCAAGAAACCUUGUAUUUUUGGUAUAGCAGUCUCUUGUUGCAGUUUAUUCUGGGCGAAGGAGCGGUUUAGUUGUUCUCAUGGAACUGAAGAAAAUGAAUCGAAAUGAGUCUAGUGAGGAAACACCUGUUUAUUUCUAAGCGGCAGGGGAUUAUUGGAGUACUCGUCAUAACCACAGUGACCGGUUUUAUGGUGAUGUACAACAACACUUCAAGGGCACCCUCCCCAUCCUCAUCAAGCCAACCUGGGGCCGGUGUUAUUCUGGAGGAGCCGCCCAAGAGAAGUACCACAGAUCCAAUAACAGUGCUGAGAGGCUACAAGAGUUUCGUCGAUCAGAAGCCACUGAAGAUGCACUGCAGCAGUUGCUCGCUGGUCAGCAGCUCGGGCCAGCUGACCGGCGGCAGGCGGGGCGAGGAGAUCGACCGCGCCCAGUGCGUCAUCCGCAUGAACGACGCCCCCAGCGCCCACUUCCAGCGGGACGUGGGCCGUCGCACCGACCUGCGCGUGGUGGCACACUCCAGCCUCACCAGGGUGCUAAGCAGACGGCAGGAGCUGCUCAACGCCAGCCAGGACACCGUGUUCAUCUUCUGGGGGCCCAGCAGCAGCAUGCGGAGGGACGGGAAGGGCACCAUGUUCAACAGCCUGAAGCUCGUGAAGCGGCUGCUGCCCAGACACAAGCUGUACGUGGUGUCCCAGCGCAAGAUGCUGAGCCUGGACGAGCUCUUCAAAAACGAGACGGGCAUGGACAGGAAGGGUUCCAAGUCGUGGCUGAGUACCGGCUGGUUCACCAUGAGCCUCGCCACGGAGCUGUGUGGCUCCAUCAACGUGUUUGGCAUGGUGCCUCCUGAUUUCUGCAGCCCCGCCAGCAACUCCUCCACCCAGCGGCCCUCGGUGCCGUACCACUACUACGAGCCCCGGGGGUGGAGCGAGUGCUCCACCUACCUGUCCAACGAGCGCAGCCAGAAGGGCAGCCACCGCUUCGUCACCGAGAAGUCGGUGUUCGCCAGCUGGGCUCGCACCCACCCCAUCCGCUUCCAACAGCCGGACUGGACGCCACGAAGCCCCGCCCCCGACGCAAUGGCGACCAACACCUCCGACACACGACAGCUUCAGCCGGUGCCAGACUCCAGACAUACGGAUGUACAGAUAAACAGUCAGAUCGACAGACAGGCAAGCAGACAGGUCAAUAGAUAGGCAGGUGGACAGAUAGACAGAUCAAUAAGCAGGCAGGCAAGUGUGUGUGUGUGUGUGUGUGUGUGUGUGUGUGUGUGUGUGUGUGUGUGUGUGUGUGUGUGUGUGUGUGUGUGUGUGUGUGUGUGUGUGUGUGUGUGUGUGUGUGUGUGUGUGUAUGUGUGUUACUGUUUACACAAUACUGGAUUUUCUAACUUCGAUACAAUCCCUUGCAAAAUAUUGAUAUUCCACAACUGCUAACUUGUGAUCGACCAAUAUAUCGGCCGGCCGAUAUUAACGGCCGAUAUUUGCGUUUUUUUACUUGUAUCGGUAUCGGCCGAUAUUUUUUUCUGUAUCGGCAUCGGUAUCUGUCCUAAAAAAUAUGUAUUGGUCGAUCCCUACUGCUAACCUGUAGUUAUCCUGUAACUAAAUCUCCCACCUAAACGACAGAAUAGCUUGUUUGUUCAUGUCGUCCAAAACAAACCAUAUAAACUUUUGAACCCCCUAUCGACUUUUCGAAGAAACAGCAGUAAGUCUCGUAUAUGUAGGUUGUAUCUUGGCAAAACAAAUUUGAUGACAUUCAUUAUAUUUUCAGUGGAAAAUCAUUGGAAAGUGCAACAUUUUAAGAUAGUUUAGUGUAUAAAAAUGUGUUUUGAUAAAAUAAAAUAUUAUUUUCGUAAUCUUUAGUUUGUGUAUGUAUAAGUUUAGUAUCUUAGUUAAUGCAGCCUUUUCUAUCGUUGCCAUGGUGAAUUAUGUGUCUGCCAUCCCUGAAACCACUCAGCUUGAAUUGGGUUUGAAUCACCACUCUGUGCUGUCUAGCCUGGGCAGUUGUGUUCAGGUUUUUUUUUUGUAACAUACAAUGUUCUUUCAAAUAAAAUAUUUUUGAGUGACUGAGGGAUGACAUCCAUUCAUCUUCGUUGGGACUGACUAGGACAACUUUUAUUUUUUAUGCACAAACUAAACUUUAUGUUCGCUUGGCCGAACGUUUUUCCGCUGAAAAACCCAUUCGAGAUGUUCAUUUCUCAAAUACAUUUUGUGGUCCAAGGUAAUCAUGACAAAUUAAUCCUGCUUUAAAGCUUUUUUAAAUGUUAAUGCAUCAAUAAAGUAGAAGGAAGAGGAAAAAGAUUUUCAAAAGACUCCUAAAAUGAUCAACAUGGGGGUCGUAGACAUACAGGAUGUGAUGCAACCAUUCACGGGUCACAGAAUGACUUGGGAGUAAGAAAGAGUGGCUGGUCUCUUUUAUAUGAAUCUUUUAUAUGAAAUUAAGGCUUGCUAAAAUAGUAGAUGAUACACUAUACAUUAGUCCUACAGGAAGCUUUGUAAUAAGUAGGUCCUAUCAAGGUCACUUGAGAGUGAAGAAGAGACCUGGGGUCUCUUGCUUAUAAAAGAGCCAUAUGAAGAGGCAGAGUAAGAUUAUAAAUCUUCUAAUCUAAUAUGUUUAAUUUGAAAAAAACGUCAUCAGUUUUAUGAAAUGGCCUUGAACACAAAACGUUCAGGGCCAUUGAUUCAAACCAAACACGAGCCGAGAGGUAUCAGGGAGGGUAGCGUCCAUAUGAAUCACCAUGGCAACAAUAGAAAACGUUGCUUUCCAUAACAUACGAUAUGGCAUAUACAUUCAAUGACUGAAGAAAUUGUUUAUGAAAAUAACAAAUUAGAUAUAGUCAUUUCGCUCCUCUGUCCGGAUGACGUCCAAACGAGGAGCCACCACCCCCAGACCGCCUUCAGAAUCAGCUCGCCGCCCUGUGGGACAGAUGUUCUGUCAGUGCCUCCCAGAGUGCGGCGGCUGUGGAUAACCUUGCACUGCUCUCUUCUGCCCUUUCGGCCAUGACCGUUGGCAGAGACUUGUUAGGGCAGAGCGUGACAUGGAGAAGGUCGCCAGGAUCUCCGGCGCCAUCCGGUGGCGGUGGCAGCCGGUGGCGGUGACGGCUGGACGUCAGUUUGGGCGUGGGCGACCAUGUGGCCGUUCCACACAUCGGUACCCGGCCGCGACAGGGUGGGCCUGGCCCAGAGCCCGCUAGCCGGGGAUGGGCUCUUUGGACCAAGCUUUGCAGAGGUCCUCGCCCACCAACAAUCCAUCCGUGAGAAUCGGUCCC